Messenger RNA from Entrophospora sp. SA101, 177 nucleotides. The record is from the annotation of a GenBank genome assembly. Lineage: Eukaryota; Fungi; Glomeromycota; Glomeromycetes; Entrophosporales; Entrophosporaceae.
AUGUCUCAAGCAUCUUGUAUAAAGUAUAAAAAUCCUGCACAAAAUAAUUAUUACUCGGGUGGAGUUUUAACUUAUGUUUAUAGGUGGAAAAUAACAAAAUGGAGUGAUGUUAGACCUUUUAUGGAACAUACUAGUCCUCCUUUUAAUGCUGAUAAUUUACAAUGGUUUGGUAUUUAA